This is a messenger RNA of Phanerochaete carnosa HHB-10118-sp, 3611 nucleotides long. RefSeq lists its product as uncharacterized. Bases 185 to 3391 code for a protein of 1068 amino acids. The record is from RefSeq and is a predicted model, not a curated record. Lineage: Eukaryota; Fungi; Basidiomycota; Agaricomycetes; Polyporales; Phanerochaetaceae. The transcript is spliced from 13 exons. Gene Ontology annotation, molecular function: tRNA binding; small GTPase binding. Gene Ontology annotation, cellular component: nuclear matrix; cytoplasm; nuclear pore. Gene Ontology annotation, biological process: tRNA re-export from nucleus.
AACCACGUGCACACGACCAAAAGUUAAGAGAGUCAUGUACUUGAGGCCUUCACCUUGACCCCGGACCGUCAUCCUCCACCGCUGGUUGUGCCACAGGCCAACCCAUUCUGCAAACGCGCUCGUUCCACGGCAUCUGUAGAAAUUUGACGAAGCUGCGGUCCGCGCUCGCCCUACUAUCGCUGCGAUGGAACAGGAGCUUAACCAGCUUGUACAAGCAAUACUAAUUGCCUCCGACCCCUCACAGGGCGCGUUGCACAAUCAGGCGUUGGAAUACCUCUCGACGAUACAGCAGAACUCGGCAGAGACAUGGAGGUCCGCACUUGCACUCUUUGUGGACACUGGGUCGGAUGGCAGUCGAAAAUACCCCGCGCCGGCCAGGUUCUUUGCUCUGCGCGUGCUGGAGGACUUCCUGGACAAUAGAUUUGAACCUCUGGAUAAUGAGUCGUUCCAGGUCCUCAGGCAAGCACUCGUCUCAUACAUUCAAUCCGAAUAUCUGUAUGGCCCUGCAGAGUCCAGUGCUGCAUAUAUCCGCAACAAGUUCUCACAUACACUCACCCUCUUUUUCCUGGUCACCUACCUUGAGCAGUGGCCAUCCUUCUUCGCCGACCUCUUCACACUCAUUCGCCCGCCAGAGUCAACUUCACAAUCCACCUUCAAUCCCCAUGUCUCCUUGCUGUUCUUCCACUUGGUCCUCGAAAUCUCCGGAGAAGUCGCCGAUCAGAUGAUCAAGUCUGCACGUACUUUCAGUCAAGUACGACAUGCGCGCGAUACAAGAGUACGGGACGCUGUUCGAGAACGAGAUGCUGCAGCGAUCAAUGGAGCAGUCCUCACGAUCGUUGCUGACGGCGUUGGGAGGAUGAAUCGGCUACGAAAAGGCGAUCCUGCAGGCUCAGAAAAGGAGUUGGAUACUGCUACUGAAGUGGUAGACUGGGGGAUGAGGACAUUUACUUCGUAUGUUGGAUGGAUCGAUAUUAACCUCACCGUAACACCUACAACUGUUCCCCUGCUCUUUAACCUGCUAUCGGACGCGUCUUUGCCGAUCCGUCUAGCUACGUGUGGUGCUAUUACCCGUAUUGUUGCCAAGGGCCUGAAAGAACCGGCUGAUAAGCUGCAGCUAAUUAAGGUGCUAUCUCUUGGCCAGGUUCUCGACGCGUUGGAAACGAAAACCCGUGGGGAACAAGCCAGCAGAGGGUCAGAUAUCGACGAAGGCGAGGAGUCCUACCGUGAAGCCCUCGGCCGCCUUCUGAAUGUCUUGGGUCUAGAGUUGAGCAAGCUUGUCGAUGAAUUCCCGACAGAAGACAUCCGAGCGGAAGCCAGUCAGCUAUUGAGCCAGUGUCUUCCCGUGCUCCUACGCUUCAUGGCAGACGAAUACGACGACACAUGCUCUACGGUGUUUCCCUUCUUACAGGCGAUACUUGGCAGUUACAAACGCCUACGGAAGUCCACCACGGAGCCUCUGGAUGAUGCCAAACGCGGUUUCCUUGCCUCGCUUCUACAGGUCGUCCUGCAGAAGUUGAAGUGGGAUGUAGAAGCCGAUCCAGAAGACAUGGAUGAAGAUGACAAGAUAGCGUUCGAGGACUUGCGGAAGGAUCUACGGACCUUUAUGGAUGCUGCUUUCGUCAUCGAGCCUGGCCUAGUGUCUGAGGCCCUCAGCAAUCUAGCGCUUAGCACUCUGAACACUUAUCAGAGUGGUAUUCCAGUGGAAUGGAAUGACGCGGAGUUGGCCGUCUACAUGGUGUUCAUCUUCGGCGAGAUCAAUAAGACCGGCACGAAGGGUCGUGGUGCCUUCUGCAUUACUCCUGCGGAUAUUGCUAAGGACAAGCGGAAGGAGACAGAUUACUCCGGUUACCCUCUCACGAGACAUGGCGAGAUGCUGUAUGCGCUGGUACAAUCCGGUAUUGCGGAGCACCAGCACAAGACCGUUAACAUGCAGUUCUUCGAGACUACAGCGCGUUAUGGCGAUUUCUUCAAGGUCCGCAAGGACUGUAUCGUUCCCGCCCUGCAAUCGAUGGUCGGUCCACGAGGGCUACACAACCCGGAGUCCAGGCUACGCUCGCGUGUAUUCUAUUUAUUUCACAGGUUCAUCAAGGAGGAUCGCAAUGAGAUCUCUGUCGACCUUGCAGGAACACUCAUUCAGAGCAUCCGCGAUCUGUUGACGAUUCAAGUGGAAUUGCCAGAACUGGAGAGUCCUGAACAAGACCUACUUGAGGAGGCAAUCAAGAACCCUGGUAUCUUCGACGCGCAGCUGUAUCUUUUCGAGACUGUUGGCACCUUGGUUUCGCUCUUCCAUAAGACGCCUGAGCAGCGCACAACGCUACUGUCUUCAAUUGUCACGCCGCUUCUGGACGAACUGUCACGCGAUUUGUUAGCCGCUAAAGGAUCGAAGGAGCCUCUUGCCAUUCUGAAGGUCCACCACAACAUCAUGGCUUUAGGAAAUAUCGCUAAAGGCUUUCCUGACUACCCUUCGCCUGUUCCAGAGGGAUACCUCCUUCCUCCGGUGAACAUCUUUACUCAAAUCGCCCAAGCGGUCUUGGUUUGUCUCGAAUCGCUCAGCACUUACAGGGCUAUCCGGGAUGCAACUCGGAACGCCUUCACGCGUAUUCUCGCCACCACAGGGCCCAACAUCACUCAACUGGUCCCGCCACUCAUGGCCAACCUUCUUACCCACUUCGAACCAACGGAGUUGAUCGAUUUCAUGACCUUCAUUGGUCUAUUGAUGCAUAGACUACAACGAGAUUUGUUCGAUGUUCUAGACCAGCUCAUCGGUCCCCUGGGCGUCCACAUCAACGGUCUACUGGCCCAACCAGUUACAGGAACUGAUGACCAGGUCGCUCACAGCGAUACGAGGAAAGCCUACCUAACGCUGCUGAACAAUGUCAUGACUUCACAGCUUCACGGCAUCUUCACAUCAGAACGCAAUGGUGCUCAGCUGGAGGGCCUAUUCACUUCCAUGCAACGAUUUGCUGAGGAUGUCAAUGACCCCGCUAGCCAGAGAGCGGCGUUCCAGUUCCUGGGCCGCUGCGUUCUGGCCUGGCUUGAGCCGAUUCCCGGAGCGAAUGGUCAAGCCAAUGGCCGGUCUCAGGCUUUGCCCGGCUUUGAGCAAUAUGUGUACGAGCGACUUAUUCCAUCCGCUUUCUCCGUUUUGGCGUCUCCCCAGUUCAACAUCAAGGACGGGCAGAUGUUGGUGGUUCUCCAUGAGAUUUGCAAUUUCUUGUCCGCAGUCUCAAAAGCGAGAGGCCAAGAAUCUUUCGAUUUCUUCACUCAAGUUUUUCUGCCUGCCCAGGGCUGGCCACCGGGGGCUGCGCAGGAGUUUGCCACGAAGCUCAGAGAGCUUGACAGCAAAACUUUCAAAAAGUACCUUGCGGAUACCAUUCGUGCUUCACGUUCGUAAUUAAAUCACACCACAUGCUUAUGGUAGAACCCUUCGCUACAUUCUAACCCUUCCACAAGUCGCAUACUACUUAGUUCUCUUAUUCGUGCUGCUCGUAUACACCCUACAAGCUGUUGUGCAAUUACCGAAGUAAUUUUUACAAACUUACCUGAAGAUUUGAAGAAUAUUCCUACUUCGCUAUAUUGGCAUUGGUCGUCAAUACUCAAUCUUAACUUUGUGC